This is a messenger RNA of Rhincodon typus (whale shark), 3765 nucleotides long. Its product is annotated as clathrin heavy chain 1-like. Gene Ontology annotation, molecular function: clathrin light chain binding. Gene Ontology annotation, cellular component: clathrin complex; spindle; clathrin-coated endocytic vesicle. The transcript is spliced from 20 exons. Gene Ontology annotation, biological process: receptor-mediated endocytosis; intracellular protein transport; clathrin coat assembly. Lineage: Eukaryota; Metazoa; Chordata; Chondrichthyes; Orectolobiformes; Rhincodontidae. The coding region runs from base 1 to 2946 and encodes 981 amino acids. The record is from RefSeq and is a predicted model, not a curated record.
AUGGGUGUUUAUGUGUGCAAGUCAUUGAAAGUGGCAGGACAGGUGGAGAGAGCAGUUGAUGAAGCAUAUAGUGUUCUUAGCUUUAUUUAUGGCAGCAUAGAGUACAAGAGCAAAGAGAUGAUGUUCAACUUACACAAGCCACUUAUUACACCUCAGCAGAAUAUUAUGUACAGUUAUGGGCAUCAUAUUAUGGAGGCCAAACUGACUGACCAACUGCCUCUGAUUAUCGUUUGUGAUCGCUUUGACUUUGUGCAUGACCUGGUGUUGUACCUGUACCGCAACAACCUUCAGAAGUAUAUUGAGAUAUAUGUUCAGAAGGUGAACCCAAGUCGUCUGCCAGUUGUAGUUGGAGGGCUUCUGGAUGUAGAUUGUUCAGAAGAUGUCAUUAAGAAUUUAAUCCUUGUUGUACGUGGACAGUUCUCUACUGAUGAACUAGUUGCUGAAGUAGAAAAGAGGAACAGACUGAAGUUGCUGCUGCCCUGGCUGGAAUCUCGCAUUCAUGAAGGCUGUGAGGAACCUGCUACACAUAAUGCACUUGCUAAAAUUUACAUUGACAGCAACAAUAACCCUGAGCGUUUCCUCAGGGAGAACCCAUAUUAUGAUAGCCGUGUGGUUGGUAAAUACUGUGAGAAGAGAGACCCCCACCUGGCUUGUGUGGCUUAUGAGCGUGGCCAAUGUGACAUGGAGCUUAUCAAUGUGUGCAAUGAAAACUCUCUGUUCAAGAGCUUGUCCCGUUAUCUCGUCCGUCGGAAAGAUCCUGAACUCUGGGCAAAUGUCCUGCAAGAGACUAAUCCUUACAGGAGACCUCUUAUUGACCAGGUUGUACAAACAGCUCUGUCAGAAACCCAGGACCCUGAGGAGGUUUCUGUUACUGUAAAGGCUUUCAUGACUGCUGACCUUCCAAAUGAACUAAUUGAACUGUUGGAAAAAAUUGUCCUGGACAAUUCUGUCUUCAGUGAGCACAGAAAUCUACAGAACUUGCUGAUCCUCACUGCUAUCAAAGCUGACCGUACCCGUGUGAUGGAGUACAUUAAUCGUCUGGACAACUAUGAUGCACCUGACAUUGCCAACAUUGCCAUUAGCAAUGAACUAUUUGAAGAGGCAUUUGCCAUCUUUAGGAAAUUUGAUGUGAAUACAUCUGCAGUGCAGGUGCUGAUUGAGCAUAUUGGAAAUCUGGACCGUGCUUAUGAAUUUGCUGAAAGGUGCAAUGAGCCUGCAGUAUGGAGCCAACUAGCUAAAGCCCAGCUUCAAAAAGAGAUGGUUAAAGAGGCCAUUGACUCCUAUAUCAAGGCAGAUGAUCCUUCUUCAUACAUGGAGGUGGUAGAAGCAGCCAACAAAAGUGGUAACUGGGAGGACCUUGUAAAGUACUUGCAAAUGGCUAGGAAGAAGGCCCGUGAGUCUUACGUGGAGACUGAACUUAUUUUUGCGCUGGCAAAAACCAACCGCUUAGCAGAGCUGGAGGAGUUCAUUAAUGGUCCCAACAAUGCUCACAUCCAGCAAGUGGGUGAUCGUUGCUAUGAUGACCGUAUGUACGAAGCUGCUAAGCUGCUGUACAAUAAUGUCUCCAACUUUGGCCGUUUGGCAUCAACCCUGGUUCAUCUAGGAGAAUAUCAGGCUGCAGUGGAUGGUGCUCGCAAAGCAAACAGUACUCGUACUUGGAAGGAGGUAUGUUUUGCCUGUGUUGAGGGAAAGGAGUUCCGUCUGGCUCAGAUGUGUGGCCUCCAUAUCGUUGUACAUGCUGAUGAACUGGAGGAACUUAUUAACUACUACCAGGACCGUGGUUACUUUGAGGAACUGAUCACCAUGUUAGAGGCAGCACUUGGUCUAGAGCGUGCUCAUAUGGGUAUGUUUACUGAACUGGCUAUUCUAUAUUCCAAAUACAAGCCCCAGAAGAUGAGGGAACACCUGGAGCUCUUCUGGUCCAGAGUCAAUAUUCCCAAGGUGCUAAGAGCUGCUGAGCAGGCUCACCUGUGGGCAGAGUUAGUCUUCCUGUAUGACAAGUAUGAAGAGUAUGACAAUGCCAUCAUUACCAUGAUGAGCCAUCCAACAGAUGCAUGGAAGGAGGGGCAGUUCAAGGACAUCAUCACCAAGGUGGCCAAUGUGGAGCUCUAUUACAAAGCAACACAGUUCUACUUGGAGUUUAAGCCUUUAUUACUGAAUGACCUUCUCAUGGUGCUAUCUCCUCGUCUGGACCAUACACGUGCUGUGAACUACUUUACUAAGGUGAAACAGCUGAAUUUGGUUAAACCCUACCUGCGCUCUGUACAAAGUAACAACAACAAGUCUGUGAAUGAAUCAUUGAAUAAUCUUUUCAUCCAAGAGGAAGACUACCAGGCACUUCGCACAUCGAUAGAUGCAUAUGACAACUUUGAUAAUAUCUCUCUGGCUCAACGGCUUGAGAAACAUGAACUGAUUGAGUUCCGACGAAUUGGUGCUUAUCUGUUCAAGGGCAACAACCGUUGGAAGCAGAGUGUGGAGCUGUGCAAGAAAGACAGACUGUAUAAAGAUGCUAUGCAAUAUGCGUCAGAGUCCAAGGAUACUGAGCUUGCAGAAGAACUGCUUCAGUGGUUCCUUGAGGAUGGGAAGAAUGAGUGCUUUGCUGCUUGUCUAUUUACUUGCUAUGACUUGCUGAGGCCAGAUGUUGUGCUUGAGCUGUCUUGGAGGCACAACAUCAUGGAUUUCUCCAUGCCUUACUUCAUCCAGGUGAUGAGAGAGUAUCUCUCAAAGGUUGAUGAAAUAAAGAAAAAGGUGGAUAAGUUGGACAUCUCUGAAUCUCUGAGGAAAGAGGAGGAACAGGCUACUGAGACAACCCCCAUUGUUUAUGGUCAGUCACAACUCAUGUUGACAGCAGGACCCAGUGUGAGUGUCCCUCCACAGGCAGCCUAUGGCUACAGUUAUGGUGCCCAACCAUAUGCUCAGCCUGGCACAUAUGGGUAUAGUAUGUAAGGCAAAAGUUUCCAAGUAACUCCUGCUCAGCAUCUGCCAGUUUCCCUCCAUCUUGCAACAGGGAAGAGAAAGCAAAGCUCUUUAUAUUGUAUGUCAUGAAGGACUUCAGUCUGUCUUUUUUCUAGUUCUGAAUGUUUGGAUCACAGCUGUCUAACUCAUCCCUCACAUUCCAUGUUAAUUAGAUGUGAUUUUUAUUUGAAGGGGAAUGGUUGUUGCAUUUAAAGUGCUCAGUGUGAGCUCAUGUCCUGCAAUACAGUCUAUUGUAAAGAUUUGCACUCUAGUGAGACAAUACUUUUAAUGUAGUAUUCCCAACUCUGAGCAGCUUGUGGCUGUAUUUAAAAAAAGCAGUAAAUCCUAUUGUAUUCAUUAUGGUAGAAGUUGAGUACAGGACUUGGCUGCUUAUGUUAUGUUAAGCAACAAAAACACUAAUCACAGUGCACCCAACACCAUGAUCUAAAUGUUGGAAAUUGAGUUUGUUUAUUUAAAAAAAAAAAUUGGCAAGUUCACCUGACUCAUGAUUUAAAGUUGAACUCCCAAUCUAUGCAGGCUGUUUUAAAACCAUGCAGAGGUGUUUAAAGCCCCUACUACAACUGUUCCCUCCUUCAUUGUUAAGGAUGGCCUGCUGUGCUAAUGUGGGACCACUAUUUUGACAGUCCCUAAACCCCGUCUGUUUCCAACCCUGUGCUAGGUCUUGCAUUUGCUGGAUAUUGUGGUGUGUUAGGUCACUGUCUUUGAGUGUACAGAAUAAAGAAUUAACUCCUGUCAGUUUUUUGUGCAAUUUGAAAGCAGAUUGGAAAUAAAAACAGGACUAUGAAUCUC